Molecule: messenger RNA, 1688 nt
Organism: Sinocyclocheilus grahami
Lineage: Eukaryota; Metazoa; Chordata; Actinopteri; Cypriniformes; Cyprinidae
Product: pre-B-cell leukemia transcription factor 1-like
Exons: 3
Coding region: 1377-1688 (103 amino acids)
Source: RefSeq, a predicted model, not a curated record
GCGUCUGCGCGCUCGGUGUCGCCCCUAGAGGCGUCUGCGCGCUCGGUGUCGCCCCUAGAGGCGUCUGCGCGCUCGGUGUCGCCCCUAGAGGCGUCUGCGCGCUCGGUGUCGCCCCUAGAGGCGUCUGCGCGCUCGGUGUCGCCCCUAGAGGCGUCUGCGCGCUCGGUGUCGCCCCUAGAGGCGUCUGCGCGCUCGGUGUCGCCCCUAGAGGCGUCUGCGCGCUCGGUGUCGCCCCUAGAGGCGUCUGCGCGCUCGGUGUCGCCCCUAGAGGCGUCUGCGCGCUCGGUGUCGCCCCUAGAGGCGUCUGCGCGCUCGGUGUCGCCCCUAGAGGCGUCGCGCAGCCGCGGCUCUUUUGUGCGCGAUGGUGACGUAUGGCUCCAUGUAGUAGCUCAGAGGGGGAGAAAGAGCCGCCGAGGAGGGCAGAAACACACGAGAGGGGCAAGUCUUUCUUCGACAGCACCACUGCUCGGGAACAAACCAACUAAGUCGAGUCGGCUGGCAUGGAGCUGAGCGUCGCCAUUCUGAGCCGUUUCGCGCAGUCCACCUAAAGCCGGGGCAUUUCGCGCACAGUUUGCUGUCGGUCCCGGGGGUGUUUGUGGAGCCCGUGUGAAUCUGUUGCUAGCAGCGCUCGAAUGCUAGCUAGCCCCGCUGCUAAGCAGCUAGCCAACACUGCGAGUCAAUUGUGUCGGAGAUCGCGGAAUUGCGCGUUAAAGCCGGGACGCUCCUCCGCCGCUCUCGGGAUUCGUGUUGUCCGUUGAGUUUUUGCGUUUUCCUGAGCGAGGGGACGCUGAAAAGCGAAGGCUAGAGUUUCUAUUUCGAUUUAUUUCCAGCAGAGAGUCCCCCCCCCCUCUCUCUCUCUAUUAGCUUGUUAGCCUCUCUGGUUGGUUUAGUCCGGCUUGUUAGUAGCGUCUGAGAUUUUUCUACUGUAACGUUAAUAGCUGUCAGCCAGAUUGGUCGCGUUGUUUGUGGACAUGAAUGAUUUUAUCGCGGACUGUGAGCGGGUUAGAGAAGCGAUACUUUGAGAUGCCACGCGUGGGAUACUUCAUAUUUCCAGGGACGCUUGUAUUUUCUUGUUAGACUGCUUUAUGGGAGUGCUAGUGUGCGGGGGUUUGCUUUAGAUUCUGGAAUUAAAGCAUUGUUUCCCCCCUCUCCACGCGAGCUGGUUAUCCACCUUUAUCCAUCCACCGCGCGUCGUUUUGAUGUGGCUAAAGCCCACAUUUCAGUCGCACUCUCAUCGUUUUCUCAUCUAAUAGUGGGUCGUUCGGCUCCACGCUUGUGUUCACGCCGUCGGUGGUUCAUGGUCGCGGAGACAGGGCGCUGAUACACGCUUUCACUGGUUCGCGGCGGGGAAACGGCGAGGUUCGGCUCGAGGUAUUAUGGAUGAUCAGACACGAAUGCUGGCUAGCAUGGGCGGACUCGGCGGACUCUCCCAAGCCGACGUGGGUGACCCCGAUUCGGUUCGGAAGCAGCAGUCCCUCGGGCAGCCGCCGCAAGACAUCGGGGAUAUUCUCCAGCAGAUCAUGGCCAUCACCGACGAGAGCCUCGACGAAGCGCAGGCGAGAUGCUGGCCAGAGGAGGCACCGGCGCAGUGGACCCCACAGAGGGAGGGGGAGCUGGGGGGGAGCACAGCAGGGUGUGCCCUGCCGCUCAACUUCCAGCACAGAUCCCACCUCGCAAACCUUGUAUAG